AUGUUUCUUAUUGUCGUGGACGCACAUUCAAAAUGGCCAGAAGUUAUUCCUAUGCAGACGACCACGUCAACCAAAACGAUUAUUACUUUGCGUAAUAUCUUUGCAAGAAACGGAUUACCGGAGCAGCUUGUUUCCGAUAAUGGCCCACAAUUUGUGUCUGAAGAAUUUCAGAAAUUUAUGAAACUAAACGGAAUAAACCAUAUCCGAUCAGCACCCUAUCAUCCUGCAACAAAUGGCCUGGCGGAACGUUUUGUUCAAACUUUUAAACAAGGUAUGAAAGCCAUGGAUAAAGAAAAUGCGGACAUUCAUAAGAAGUUAGCAAAAUUUCUUCUUACGUACCGUAACACGCCUCACGCCACAACAAAUGAAACACCAUCGAUGUUAUUCAUGGGGAGAAACCUUAGAUGCCGUUUUGACCUUAUCAAACCUGACCUGGGACGAACUGUUAAUGAUAAGCAAAUGAAAACUGCAAUCACUACCAAAGCAGAGAAAUUAAGAGAAUUCAACACUGGAGAACAAGUGGCAGUUAGGGAUUACCGCGGGAAGGAGAAAUGGACCAGCGGCGAAAUUAUUCAGCGCAAAGGACCAUUAAACUACGAAGUAAAAACACAAGCAGGGGGAAUUUGGAAGCGACACGCUGACCAAAUCCGAAAUGCCGAGUUCAAGGCCGACCCUGAGCAGAAUUCCGAUGUGGUAAUACCAAUAACCGAUGAUAAAGCUCAAGCAGCUAACAGUGAAGCAGACGAGACGUCUGACGAAUCACCGCCGAUAAUUAAUGCACCACAGGAGCGCCGAUAUCCGUUGCGAACCAGGAAGCCUGUGGUCAAAUUAAAUUUGUGA
Saccostrea echinata is the source of this 840-nucleotide messenger RNA. RefSeq lists its product as uncharacterized. Gene Ontology annotation, biological process: DNA integration. NCBI's taxonomy places the organism in Eukaryota, Metazoa, Mollusca, Bivalvia, Ostreida, Ostreidae. The transcript has a single exon. Gene Ontology annotation, molecular function: nucleic acid binding. The record is from RefSeq and is a predicted model, not a curated record. Bases 1 to 840 code for a protein of 279 amino acids.